AUGGAAAGGAAGGGGGUGCUUAAAAAGGAAGAUGUGGUAGAGGUGAACCCGGGACAAGAAGAGGGGGCGCGGGACUUCGCCGUCUUCCCCAGCAGAAACAGGCUGCUGUACAGCCACCGGGACUCGUUGCUGCCCCUGAAAUGGAAAGUUGCACACACCGCCCGCUGGAAGGCGCAGGUGCUCGCCUCGGUGCUCAGCCUCAUCGCCUUGUCCCUGAUGCUGAUCAUGGCCUUCUCCAAAACGUGGCUGUACCCCUCCACCAUCCGCUUCUUCCAGCGCUGGCCUGCGGAUGUCACAGAGCGCAUCUACACAUCUACCCACAUCAUGUCCCGGGGGCUCCUGCAGAUCUGCAUAUUCCAGACCUGCUUCUCCUCAAAGGAUGAGGAAGUUGCCUUACUUUUCUCUGGCCUCCUGUUGUUUCCGAUUGAUGUCUGGCUCUACGAGGUGGAGAAGAAUUUUUCCAUCCACAUCGGGUGGAGCUAUUUUAUUGGCUGGGUGGUGUUUAUCUUAUAUCUCAUCUGUGCAUUCCUCUGCUACUUCAACAAUAAAAGAUUCUGGAGUCUGAUUCUGAGCAGUGCGUCGUCCACCCUGUCCCACAGCAGCAGUCCCGCCAUCAUCAUCAUCAUCAUCAUCGACCACAGAACCCCCAGCGGCGGGACGCCCUGGCUGUGUACGGGGAACCCCAGCCGCCUGGCCUGUUCGGAGCUGCGGCAGCUGGAGUUCGGAGCGGCGCGGUCCCAGCUGAAGCUCGGGGCUUGUAACUCAGUAUCCACGGCGCCAGAGAAAGGCCGAGACGCCACUCAAACCACGAGCGAGGACAGCUACACACAGCAUUGGCAAGGCGCUUACCACUCGGAAAACGGAGACAAUGUACCACAAGACGUGAAGCUGCUACCUGUCACUGGACAGGGAGGAAAAAUCUGACACUCUGUGCCCGUCAUCGGAGUGAGCAACGGCAACAGGAAGGCUGCGAAGAUCACGGAAUCGGUUCAUUCUGACCUCCCCACAGACACCCCAUCGGGUAAACAUAGAGACAAGAGGAAAAGCUCCCUGGACGUCAGGAGCGCGGCCUCGCGAGCCAGCGGAGUGGCCAGCCAGAGGCGACACUCCUCCACGGCCCGGAUCCACUCCAGGACCAUGGAGGCGCCCAUCACCAAGGUGAUCAAUAUGAUCAGUGCUGCCCAGGAGAACAGUUCCCUGCCUGACAGUUCCCUGCCUGUGACGGCAGCCUCGGACCGCGCCCUGGAAAUGCUGGGGACCUCGGGGCUGUACUCACCCCAGUUCGGGGCGAAGGCCGGGGAUCCUCACACCCAGGACCUCAUCGGGGGCCUGAUGUCUGACGGCUGUCGAAGACUAUCCGGGAAUGAGUGUGCUCUCUCCACAAAAAACCCUGCAUCAAACGUCGGGCCGCUGACUCACCUCCGAGUCCCUCCAUGCUCUCCCACCGCGGACAGCUGAGGCCUGGGAAACGCUGACGACGGGGACCUGAACGUCUUUGAACUGGAGGCUGCCGCUCAGAAAGGGCCUCUGACUUCUCUUGGUCUCAAAACUUUCGCUCGCUUUGGGGUCUGUGAGUUCUUGAAGUGCUCGGAGACGACGACGCUGCGGCUGUGGCUCAACUACCACUCCUCCAACCCCUGCCACAACUCCACCCACGCUGCCCACGCUGCCCACUUCCUCUGCCAGGAGAGGAUCAAGCAAGAUGUGGACAGUCGCUAUGGGUUGACUAAAUUCUUGCCCACUGUGGAAGAUUUCACACUGUCUGGCAGCAGUGGGGCUUGGCACCUUGAGAGGUUAGCAGCCAUCCUCGAGUGA
Myotis davidii is the source of this 1815-nucleotide messenger RNA. It is a transcript of the gene ODF4, whose product is annotated as outer dense fiber of sperm tails 4. Gene Ontology annotation, molecular function: 3',5'-cyclic-nucleotide phosphodiesterase activity. Gene Ontology annotation, biological process: signal transduction. The record is from RefSeq and is a predicted model, not a curated record. Lineage: Eukaryota; Metazoa; Chordata; Mammalia; Chiroptera; Vespertilionidae.